UUGCUGUCAAAUUCCGUCUGGAAUUAAACGAGGAGGAAGAUAAGAUCAGUGCCGCCAUCACGAUGCAGCAAAGUAAAAUACACGAGUACUUGUCCACCGGGAACUCUCGUCACCAUAACGAGAGCCCGUUCCUCUCUCUACCUCGUUCAGUAAGAGAUAAAAUCUACGCAAUGGUUGGGUUGCGAUGGGACUAUGUCGACCUCAAUCGUCUUGCUCGAUGGACCCAAUAUCAGUGUCUCCGCAAAGAAAAAUGUUGGUGCGACCCAGAAUAUGGUGUGCAGUGCUGGAAGUGGCCGGAAGACCCGCCCCGCAAAUCUCCGUACAACCUUCUCCUUGUCAACAAGACCGUGUCGCUCGAGGUCAAGGAUUUGCUUUAUGCUCGCAAUUGCUUUGCCGUAUGCCAGAGGAGUCCCGGUAAUCUAAACAUGCUCGAGAGCCUUAGCUCCCGGGCAAUGAGUGGAAUGCAGGCUCUUAUGGUUCACCUCACUCCAUGCAGAUGCCUAACGCCUUAUUGCGUCGUUGAUGAUGAGGGGCCAAUUGACGAUCCGAGUGUUGGUCUGGAGGCCUGCCUACACGCGGCCAUAGAUAACCGACACGACCGAAUACUGGGUGAUGUCUCAAGGACAGACAAGGCAAUCCUCAAACAGUGGGGCAAAAUAUGUUCCCGUCUGGCUACACACAUCAUACCAGGGAAAGUAAAAUUGUUCAUCGUUUGCCAUGUUCGGGAUACAGUAGUCGCAGAGAGGAUACUCCGGCCUCUUACUCAACUGCCACUUCUUCGGGACUGUGGAAUAUGCCUUGGGUCAACCAGCCACCCCGAAAACAGCCAGUUGACCAGCCUCGCACGUCAUUACGUUCGACUCAUGACGGUCCCGAACCAUGGGACAGCACCUUCACCGUUCCCAUUUCUCAGGUUGCCCACUGAAAUACAAUUGCGCAUCAUGAGGCUCAGCGAUCUGGUACUGAAAAGGCCAAUUACCAUAAGAGAGGGUAGGAUCGAGACUCGAUGGCAACGCCAUUACUGCAAUGGUGGCGAAGUCUGGUCCGAUAAUUCAUUCUUUACACCAAGAUGUUUCUGCCCUGUUCGAUGUGCUGCGUCCCAGAAGCGUUGCGAUCAUGCGUCAUAUACUGGAAUCUUUCCAUACUUUUUACUGAACAAGGCUUUUACCGCGGUCGCGACGGAUGUAUUUUACUCACUGAAUACCUUUGUCAUAACGCAUAGUGAGUCUGUCGAGCACGGAAAGACGCACGAUAUUGAGGAUAUCUACCGCUUUCUAUCCCGCUUAUCUCCACGUGCUCUCCGCAAGAUACGGCACCUGAAGAUUAUUCCAAUGAUCCUUGGACUAGAUGAUCUUUUUAAUGGCAUAUUACACGCUUGGCGUAAAAGCAUUUUCAUCCUGGCCAACCAAGCAGACCCAUCUCUUCUGACCCUCACCAUCAAAAUGGUAGAACUCUCAGAUGAUUGGCUUGAACAGUUCGGAUCAAGCCCUUCCCAGUUUGAAGACGCCCUGGGCCACCUUGUCGACAUUUAG
Messenger RNA from Periconia digitata, 1532 nucleotides. Lineage: Eukaryota; Fungi; Ascomycota; Dothideomycetes; Pleosporales; Periconiaceae. The record is from the annotation of a GenBank genome assembly.